Messenger RNA from Daphnia magna, 549 nucleotides. RefSeq lists its product as uncharacterized. NCBI's taxonomy places the organism in Eukaryota, Metazoa, Arthropoda, Branchiopoda, Diplostraca, Daphniidae. The transcript has 3 exons. The coding region runs from base 111 to 416 and encodes 101 amino acids. The record is from RefSeq and is a predicted model, not a curated record.
GGGUUGGGCAUCCACUCACGUGUAUAUAAAGCUGGCCUGAAACGUUCGAUACAUCGUGAUCACCACUUGUUCAAUCUUGACACUCCAACCUUCUCCGCAACUGCCUAGAAAUGAACAACUAUUGUUUGGUGGCCCUUCUCCUCGUUUGCUCAAUGGCGGUAACGACGAAAGCUGAUCAAAUCACGGAGCCGUAUUGCCGUUGGUCGGGCACUGCGCCGGCUUGUGCUGGAGCUUGUGAAACUGGCGAAUUCGUUGCGUCCACUAGCAAAUACGGUGACGGUAAAACAUGCGCGACGGGCGUCAAACGGUACUGCUGCAAGAUGCCACCGCAAUGGCUGGCUCAACUGGCCCAAGCCAAUUUUUACGUUCUGAACGGUGGUCCAGUUGAGCCUCAGAUUGUGCCGGGGGCCUACUGAUUGGUCAUCGUCAUCGUCACAACAUUUCCUCAUGUUUGUCACUGUGUACUGAACGUCUACCGACGCAUUUUAGCCAAUUUUCUAUAAAUUAUAUUCUCUUUUUAUGCGGAAAAUACAAAUGAUUCAUAAUGUC